Molecule: messenger RNA, 617 nt
Organism: Chlorocebus sabaeus (green monkey)
Lineage: Eukaryota; Metazoa; Chordata; Mammalia; Primates; Cercopithecidae
Source: RefSeq, a predicted model, not a curated record
CGACGACAGCGCCUUCAUGGAGCCCAGGUACCACGUCCGUGGAGAAGAUCUGGACAAGCUCCACAGAGCUGCCUGGUGGGGUAAAGUCCCCAGAAAGGAUCUCAUCGUCAUGCUCAGGGACACUGACGUGAACAAGACGGACAAGCAAAAGAGGACUGCUCUACAUCUGGCCUCUGCCAAUGGGAAUUCAGAAAUAGUAAAACUCCUGCUGGACAGAGGAUGUCAACUUAACGUCCUUGACAACAAGAAGAGGACAGCUCUGAUCAAGGCUGUACAAUGCCAAGAAGAUGAAUGUGCAUUAAUGUUGCUGGAACAUGGCACUGCUCCAAAUAUUCCAGAUGAGUAUGGAAAUACUGCUCUACACUAUGCUAUCGACAAUGAAGAUAAAUUAAUGGCGAAAGCACUGCUCUUAUACGGUGCUGAUAUUGAAUCAAAAAACAAGGUAUAGAUCUACCAAUUUCAUCUUCAAAAUACUGAAAUGCAUUCAUUUUAACAUUGACCUGGGUAAGGGCCAGUUUUCCAUAUUUGGAAGCUCAAGCAUAACCUGAAUGAAAAUAUUUUGAAAUGAGUUAAUUAUCUAAGACUUUAUUUUAAAUAUUGUUACUUUUAAAGAAUCA